Necator americanus (New World hookworm) is the source of this 225-nucleotide messenger RNA. RefSeq lists its product as uncharacterized. The record is from RefSeq and is a predicted model, not a curated record. NCBI's taxonomy places the organism in Eukaryota, Metazoa, Nematoda, Chromadorea, Rhabditida, Ancylostomatidae. The transcript is spliced from 2 exons. The coding region runs from base 1 to 225 and encodes 74 amino acids.
AUGAAACUUGCUGGGGCGGCGCGCUUCGAUGGGCCAUGCGAUCACAAGCCACUGAAACACAGUGCGGCAGCAGGUUUUGUUUCCGCGGCCGCGUCGCGAAGGACCACAUUGGAGCGGAGCAGCCUCGGCGCAGGCUUCUACUGCUUACUAUUCGCAUUGUCAGAAAAUGUAAAGGUGGGAAAUUUGUUGCUACGGCUAUACACUGCCUCUCUUAUGUUAGCAUAA